AUGUUUCAAGACAAUUCCAUACAAAUCUAUGAAUGGACAACAUUCCGGUAUUUGACUCCGGAAGGUGGUAUACCCAUAGCCAUAUCCGAUCAGGCUUACGUAUCACUAUCACGAGAAUGGGCGGUCCCAGAGGAUUCCGACUUCUUCAUCAAUGCAGGUCGCCUCGAAGACGGCCAAGAUGGCUUCAUUUUCGUCGACAUGUCGCAGCUGCAGCCUGACAGCGAGGAGGCCCCCACAAGAUGUGUCAAGCAGUUGCUCGAGAGCAAUGUGAAGAGAGUGCUGGGCUUGCACAAGUCCUCGCUCCUGUUCCUGGACAGCAGGGGUUGGAUUUGCUCUGUGCUUAAGAAUCUCCCCGAUGCGAAGAGCUACACAAGGCAUUUCUUUGUGCCGCCAACCUGGAUGGCAGAGACGGGUUUUCUCAUCAAGAUUGUCUCCAAGAGCAGCGUUUCUCUUGUUCAUAGGGAUGAGCUGGUUGUUUUUUGA
Messenger RNA from Diaporthe citri, 483 nucleotides. RefSeq lists its product as uncharacterized. Bases 1 to 483 code for a protein of 160 amino acids. The transcript has a single exon. The record is from RefSeq and is a predicted model, not a curated record. NCBI's taxonomy places the organism in Eukaryota, Fungi, Ascomycota, Sordariomycetes, Diaporthales, Diaporthaceae.